AGGAAUCUAGGGUUAGGGUUUUAUGUAUUUUAGUGUGUCUUUCUCUCCCAGUAGCCGCCCGCUGCAGUUUGAGUCCGUCGGGAGAAGAGGAGGAAAAUGAAGACCAUCUUGUCGUCGGAGACUAUGGACAUCCCUGAUGGGGUGAACAUCAAGGUGAAGGCGAAAGUGAUCGAGGUCGAGGGCCCGAGGGGCAAGCUUAUCCGCAACUUCAAGCACCUCAACCUUGACUUCCAUCUCAUCAAGGACGAGUCCACAGGCAAGCGCAAGCUCAGGAUCGAGGCCUGGUUUGGCUCCAGGAAAACCAGCGCUGCCAUCCGUACCGCGCUUAGCCACGUCGAGAAUCUGAUCACCGGUGUCACUAAGGGUUACCGCUACAAGAUGAGGUUCGUCUAUGCUCACUUUCCCAUCAAUGCUUCCAUCACCAAUGGUAACAAGUCCAUCGAGAUCCGCAACUUCUUGGGCGAGAAGAAGGUCCGUAAAGUGGAAAUGCUUGAAGGUGUUUCUAUUGUUCGAUCUGAGAAGGUUAAGGAUGAAAUCGUGUUGGAUGGAAAUGAUAUUGAACUGGUGUCACGUUCAGCUGCUUUGAUAAACCAGAAAUGCCAUGUCAAAAACAAAGAUAUCAGGAAAUUCCUUGAUGGUAUCUACGUUAGUGAGAAGAGCAGAAUUGCAGAAGAAGAGUGAUUGUUUUCCAUCAACUGUUAUAGUGCUGCUACAAUUAUAUGUUUCAGUAAAACUGUUGGACUUUGAUUUUUCCUUUUCUUUAUCUCUUUUUGGAUUUCAGUUGCUGAGAAUGAGAAUGUUGUCCUUUUUAUUGUCUGGAAGAUUUUGGUCAUCUACUAGCAUUAUAAUGUUGGUUUUAAAUCUUUGUGUUAGUUAUUGUCCGCUUUAUAUUAGCAGUAUUCAUCUACUAGCA
This is a messenger RNA of Rubroshorea leprosula, 913 nucleotides long. The record is from the annotation of a GenBank genome assembly. NCBI's taxonomy places the organism in Eukaryota, Viridiplantae, Streptophyta, Magnoliopsida, Malvales, Dipterocarpaceae.